CCAAACUUUCGCCGCUUUUGCCGCCUGUUCUCUCUCCAGAAACCAGAGAAGGAGAGGAAAAAUUCCCGCCAUUUUCUCCGGCGAUCCGCCACCUUAGGGUCUCGAUCUUCGAGGCGGUCGGAUCUCUCUCGGUCCGUUUACGGGUUCGGGUUUCACGGCGGCAUCCGGAUCCAUUCGUGUCGAGGAGGAGAAAAUGGAGGGGAGGUUUUAAUCAAUUCAUGGGGAAUUGCUUUCGAAAGACUAAGCUUGUAUUUAAAAAAGCUAUUGGAAAAUCUUCUUGCAAGAAAAGCAAAAACAAAAUCGCAAAGGCGAGUAGAAACAAGGAAAAUGCAACUGUUAGCACUAAAAUUGAGAGUAUGCCAGUGACCACCAGCAUUGUUAGCGUCAAGGUGAGCAGUUCUGUAGGAACCAUGCCAGCGAGUGGAAAUUAUACCACUGCAGUGGAAAAUCCCAAAGAUAUGGGGGAUUGGCAGCAGAUAGGUAAAAUUAGAAAUUGCACCGUAUUUACAUAUAAAGAGUUGACAGUAGCCACAAGCUAUUUCCGGCCAGAUUUGAUCCUUGGUGAGGGUGGAUUUGGGCUUGUAUUUAAAGGUGUUAUAGAUGAGACAGUAAGGCCAGGUUUCAAGUCGACCAAAGUUGCUGUUAAAGAGCUCAAUCCAGAUGGCUACCAAGGUGACAGAGAAUGGCUGGCAGAAGUCAACUAUCUUGGGCACUUUAGUCAUCCGAAUCUCGUUAGGCUUAUCGGCUAUUGCCAUGAGGAUAAGCACAGAUUGUUGGUUUACGAGUACAUGGCCUGUGGGAGCCUAGAAACACACCUUUUCAAACGACAUAAUGCACUGACAUGGCCUAUAAGAAUGAAAAUUGCCUUGGAUGCAGCAAAAGGGCUUGCAUUCCUUCAUGGAGCAGAAACACCUAUUAUCUACCGUGAUUUCAAGACUUCAAACAUCUUGCUAGAUUCGGAAUUCAAUGCAAAACUUUCAGAUUUUGGCCUUGCAAAGGAGGGCCCCAAGGGUGAUGCAACACAUGUUUCUACAAGGGUCAUGGGUACCUAUGGUUAUGCUGCUCCUGAGUACAUAAUGACAGGACAUCUGACUGCGAAAAGCGACGUUUAUGGCUUCGGAGUCGUUCUCCUCGAGAUAAUGGUAGGAAAAAGAGCACUAGACAAGCGCAGGCCAAACCAGGAACGCAAUCUCGUUGACUGGGCUCGACCGCUCUUGAUUCGCACUCCCAAGCUCUUGAAAAUCAUAGACCCCAAAUUGCAAGGCCAGUACUCGAGCAGAACGGCUGGCAGAAUAGGCAACUUGGCUCACCGAUGCCUCAGUGAGAACCCCAAGACUAGGCCUACAAUGAGAGAGGUUGUUGAGUCCUUAGAGGCCUAUAACCAAGAAGAGAUGCUGUACCAAAGCAAUAAAGCUGCUGGGAUCCCCGACGAGGUUUCUGAAGAAUCAAUUGAUUGUAGGAGUAAAGAACUACAGAAGGAGUCGGAGAGCGGUCCAGUGGAAAGUAUGGUUCAGGGGAGGAGGAGAAUGAGGCCAGGGAAUGAAAGCAAGAGUGAUCCUCCCUCCAAGGAAUUUGAUCAUCGGCAUUGCCCUUCGUUGGACGAGGGACAGAAUAUGCGCUCGAGGCAAUCACUUGAUUAUUACGAUAGGUAAAAGUCAUCAGGAGAUAAGAGGGUGAAAUACGUACCAUCCCCGAUGCUUGUCUGUGCACAGUUGGCAUCUGGUGUGGCAUUUUUUUUAGAUAUGACCUCGCCUGAGAGUCAGAAGUUUUCGGCAUCUCAGGUUAGCUUUUGUACAGUAAGAUGAGAUAUGAGAGGCCUUGGCUCAGAAUACAGGCGAGAAGUUGAUUUUUUUUCAUAAUGAUUUUUGUAGCGUCCACAGGGAGUGUUUUUUGAAGAGCGCUCAGCCAGUCUACAUUUUCUCAUAAGUUGUUGGUUCGCGAGCGUUUGCUUUGUUUA
Molecule: messenger RNA, 1957 nt
Organism: Asparagus officinalis (garden asparagus)
Lineage: Eukaryota; Viridiplantae; Streptophyta; Magnoliopsida; Asparagales; Asparagaceae
Product: probable serine/threonine-protein kinase PBL17
Exons: 6
Coding region: 219-1652 (477 amino acids)
Biological process (GO): protein phosphorylation
Molecular function (GO): protein kinase activity; ATP binding
Source: RefSeq, a predicted model, not a curated record